AAGAGCAGCGCAGGAGGAGGAGGAGGGGCUGAUAGCACAGUCACAGAACAGCAGCACAGCAGUAGCAGCAGCAGCAGCAGGCUGGUUGGGGCAUCUCUGCCAUUCACCAGCUGCAGCUCCUGCCUACAGCACCUUCUGCAUUAUCCUUCCUGAAGGCUGCAUCCUGUGACUGAGCACCCCAAUUCCCUCCCCCUGUGUUCCGCCCUCUCUUCAGGCUGGACCCCCUCACUCAGUCAGUCAUGCUGCUGCUGGCCGCUGCCUUCCUAGUGGCAUUUGUGCUGCUCCUGUAUAUGGUGUCUCCGCUCAUCAGCCCCAAACCCCUGAAGCUGGCAGGUGCACAUGUGGUGGUGACAGGUGGAUCCAGUGGUAUUGGAAAAUGUGUUGCUAUUGAGUGCGUUAAACAGGGCGCUUUUAUUACUUUGGUAGCUCGUGAUGAGAGCAAGCUCGUUCAUGCCAAAAAGGAAAUUGAAAAGCAUGCAAUAAAUGAGAAACAGGUGGUGUUGUGUAUCUCUGUUGAUAUAGCCAAAGAUUAUAGACAGGUGGAAAGUGUCAUAAAACAGGCUCAGGAGAAGCUUGGUCCAGUUGACAUGUUGGUGAAUUGUGCUGGAAUGUCUGUUCCAGGAAAAUUUGAAGAUAUAGAAAUUGAGCAAUUUGCCAGACUUAUGGAGGUGAAUUAUUUAGGCAGUGUUUACCCCAGUCGCGCUGUCAUUUCAACUAUGAAGGAGAGACGGAUGGGAAGAAUUGUAUUUGUCUCCUCACAGGCAGGACAGGUGGGACUGUUUGGUUACACUGCUUAUUCUCCAACAAAAUUUGCUCUCCGAGGCCUGGCAGAAGCUCUUCAAAUGGAGAUGAAACCAUAUAACGUUUAUGUGACGGUUGCUUAUCCUCCUGAUACUGACACACCCGGUUUUGCUGAAGAGAACAAAUUAAAGCCAUUGGAAACCAAGCUGAUUUCGGAGUCUUCGAGUCUUUGCCAAGCUGACCAAGUCGCCAAAGUGAUUGUUAAAGAUGCUGUACAAGGUAAUUUCAACAGUUCAGUUGGCUCUGAUGGUUAUAUGCUGUCAUCGUUAACAUGUGGGAUGUCACCCGUCACCACGAUCACAGAGGGGCUUCAGCAAGUCGUCACAAUGGGACUGUUUCGCACAAUCGCAUUGUUCUAUCUUGGCAGUUUUGACAGCAUUGUCCGUCGCUGCAUGAUGCAGAGGGAGAACUGUGAGAGAGCCAAUAAAACAGACUGAGACUUGAAUUGCCAAGAACUUUAUUCAAAUGCUUGCUGCUAGAGAGCACAUGACCUGAAGAUAAUUCCACCAUAUGACUAGUUUAUGUCAAAUGCCCAACAUGGCACUACACAUCUGCAAAGAUGAGGAAAGAGCAUGAUUAAUAUGCUGAUCACCAGCAGGAUACUAUGCAAACUUGAGAGGUCUAUAUUUGAAAGCAUACUUAGGAUUUGGUUUAAGACAGUGGAAAUGUGUUCAUCCAGUCCUCUGAGAUCCUUUUCUCUUUCCUGUAACUUGUCCAAGUAACUAAUACAGUAGUUCCUCUUGUCUUGUUGUCAGGGUGACCUGGCUAUUGUCAAACUGCAGGCUUCUAAAAUAGUCUAUAUAAGGUUUAUAUAACAUGUAAAACAAUAUGGCUGCACUUUUUAAUUACCAGUGAAAAAAACCUGAAACUACACAAAAUAGUAGAUUUACUGUAUGUGAGUUCAGAAUAAGCUACAUAUAUCACAGCUAUGUGCUGUUUCAGCAAUUUCCCAAAGAUUGGUUUGGAUCUUUAAUUAAAGUGGUUCAAAUAAAUGUUAGACUAUGCAAAUAGUAAGUGGGAACUUAUAUUUCUGAUGUGUGGCUGUUUAUCCUUUAUAAAACUAGUUGACAAAACUGCACAGAAAAAUGUUUGUUGUUUGUACACAGCGGUGUUUAUGGUGUUGUCCUCAAUAGGACGAAAUGUGCCUUUCCUGAUUAUCUGUAAGAAUGUUAUUGGUAAUGUGUAACAAGAGAAACCUACUUGCAAAGAAGAAUUGGUAAAAUAAGCUAUAUGUAGCAUACUUCCAGUUUACUGUACCAGUGGCAUUUUGUGAUUUUACAUGUAAACCGAGCCACCAACUGUGUGUUUGGAGUCUUAUUCUGAAGCAGGAUAUAAAAUUUGAGUUUGGUUGUAUUCUCUCA
This is a messenger RNA of Pseudophryne corroboree (corroboree frog), 2162 nucleotides long. It is a transcript of the gene KDSR, whose product is annotated as 3-ketodihydrosphingosine reductase. Gene Ontology annotation, molecular function: 3-dehydrosphinganine reductase activity. Gene Ontology annotation, biological process: sphingolipid biosynthetic process. The transcript has 11 exons. NCBI's taxonomy places the organism in Eukaryota, Metazoa, Chordata, Amphibia, Anura, Myobatrachidae. The coding region runs from base 240 to 1238 and encodes 332 amino acids. Gene Ontology annotation, cellular component: endoplasmic reticulum membrane. The record is from RefSeq and is a predicted model, not a curated record.